CCGAAAAAAAUGUUAUUCCCUCCUCCCGGUUAUUAACCACCCGGGCGUCGGGGGAAGAAGAAGGGGAGAGAUGGCGGCGGCGGCAGCACACGCCUGAGAGGAGGGAGAGCCGACGGUGGCUUUAUUUCCCCCCUUUUGUUUUAAAACCUUCUCUUCUCUCCCCCCCCCCCUCGCGACGUCGGUUCAAAUUUUCAAAAAAUAACGGUUCCAACCGUCAACUUUAUCGCUUAAAUUUCCCCGUUUUCAAAUUAAAAACCACGAUGAAUCGCUGAGGGAGAAGAGAAGAGACAUUUUUUAUCAAUAUUUUUUUUUUUUCCCUGAGGAAAUUUUUUUUUUUUUUUUCCUGAGGAAAAUUUUUUGAAAAAUAUCAAAAAAAACCCCCAAAAAGCCGCCGCCAUGGGGGUGCAAGGGUUCCAGGAGUUCAUCGAGAAGCAUUGCGCCGGGGCGGUGGUGCCGGUGGAGCUGCAGAAGUUGGCCCGGGCCGCCCGCAACCGGGCCUCGGGGCCUAGGCACGGGCCUUACCCGGCUCCGCCGCCUCCUCCGCCGCCGCCGCCUCCUCCUCCGCCCCCUCCUCUGCCGCUGCGGCUGCUGCUCGACGCCGAGACCGGGCUGCACCGCCUGUACGGCGGCUACUUCACCGACUGGGUGAGCGGCGGCCAGUGGAACCAGAUGCUCGGCUUCCUCGCCUCCCUGUCCAAGGCGUGCGCCAGCGGCGGCGUCGAGCUGGUCGUCGCCUUCAACGGCUCCCUGGCCAAGGCCCGGCUGCCCGACUGGGUCAAGCGGCAGAACCAGGAGCGCCAGAGCGCCCAGCUCAUCGUCAACCACGUCCAGCACAAGGGCACGCCGCCGCCCAAAGUCUGGUUCCUGCCGCCGCCUUGUCUGGCUCACUGUAUCCGUCUGGCGCUGCUCCGCUUCAGGGUCAAGGUCGUCCAGAGCAUCGAGGACCACCACCAGGAGGUGAUCUCCUUCUACCGCGAGAAUGGCUUCCACGGCCUGAUCGCCUCCGACUCGGAGUACGCCCUGUGCAACGUGCAGUGCUACCUCAGCGCACACGCCCUCAAGCUGAGCUGGAACGGCAAGAGCCUCACCACCAACCAGUACCUGAUGCAAGAGGUGGCCAAGCAGCUGAACGUCAACCCUGCCCACUUCAGCAUCUUCGCCGCCCUGCUGGGUAACCACAUCCUCCCCGACGAAGAUCUGGCCGCAUUCCAUUGGAGUCUCCUGGGUCCCGACCACCCACUCGCCUCUCUGAAGGUCCGAGCCCACCAGCUGGUGCUGCCGCCCUGCGACGUGGUGAUCAAAGCCGUCGCCCUCUACGUCAGCAGCGUCCCCGACGUCCGCAAUCUCGACGCCGUGGCCAAGGACGUCUUCAAACACUCUCGGUCUAGGACGGAAGACAAAAUUGAACGGUUCAAGAGGGCCGUGGAAUACUACGCAACUGCAAGCAAGCCGAGACCUCUUCCUCUCGGACCGGCACCCUUCCUCGGUUUCGGGCCUGGCCAUUUCGGGAUGCCACCUUAUGCUGCCACGCACAUGCCAGCCAUCUCUCAGCCCAAGCCUCUGUUUCCGCCGCCGAUGAUGCAGAAGUUGCCGUACCCGCCCUUCCCGCCAGGCCCGGUCUUCCCCGGCUCCCAGGGCCACCACCCGCCGCACGGCCCUCCCUUCGACCAUGGCCCCGCCAAGCACGACGGGCACCUCCAGCGGCCCUGCAAGCCCUUCGGCGACUGGUCCGUGCCCACCCAGCUCCAGCCGCCGCCCCCUCCUCCUCCUCCUCCAGCUCCACAGGCGGCGGCGGUGGGCAGGAUCGCCAACCACGGCCAGGCCAAAGAACCAGCGGCGUCAUCUCUCCACAACUCCUCGUCUUUCCUCCGACGCGGACGGACAGAGCGGCAGCAAUGCAGCCAAGAUCUGCGGUGCGGGCCGGAGUUGGUUGACGGUCUCGGUGAGCCGCAGGUCCUGUUUCCACACCUGUGUUUCUCUAAAGUCCAAAGCUAUCCUGCGCUCCCGACAGUGGCUUGCCAUCUCGCCGGGAAGCCCCCUCAACACAAGGCGAUGUGGGAUGGCAGCGGCCCAGCCGGGGGUCAGAGCAGAAGCCCCGAUAAAAGCGGCCCAGAGGGACCGCCGGACGCCAAGCCUGGGAGCGAGCAGCCUUCGUGUCGGGACGGCCUGCCUGCCCCUGCCUUCAACCCCACCGCCCACAUCCCCUCCCUGCUCUCCAUGCAGACCAGGAACCACAUGGACAUCACCACCCCGCCGCUGCCCCUGGUGGCCCCCGAGGUACUGCGGGUGGCUGACCACCGCCACAGGAAGGGCCUCAUGUACCCCUACAUCUACCAGGUCCUCACCAUGGGUGAGUUGAAGCUUCCCGUGUGCAUCGAGGACGAGGCAAACAACGACCUUCCCCCGGCCACGCUGCUGUACCGCUCGGCCCGCCAGUACAUCUACGGCGUGCUCUUCAGCCUGUCCGAGGCCCAGCGCCGAGCCGAGCGCCUGGCCAUGCGCCGCAGGCUCCCCGUAGAAGUGCCCCCUGUCAUCAUCAAGGAGUGGUCGGCCUACAAGGGCAAGUCGCCACAGACGCCGGAGCUGGUGACGGCGUUGACCUUCCGCGAGUGGACCUGCCCCAACCUGAAGAAGCUGUGGCUGGGCAAGGCGGUGGAGGACAAGAACCGCCGCAUGCGGGCCUUCCUCGCCUGCAUGAAGUCCGACACCCCCGGCAUGCUCAACCCCGCCAACGUCCCCACCCACCUGCUGCUGCUCUGCUGUGUCUUACGGUACAUGAUGCAGUGGCCGGGAAGCCGCAUCUUGCACAGAUACGAACUGGACGCCUUCCUCGCUCAGGCCGUCUCUUCCAAGCUGUACGAGCCAGACCAGCUACAGGAGCUGAAGAUCGACAAGCUGGACGCCCGCGGGAUCCAGCUGGCGGCCCUGUUUAUGAGCGGCGUGGACACGGCCCUCUUUGCCAACGACGCCUGCGGGCAACCCAUCCCCUGGGAACACUGCUGCCCCUGGAUCUACUUCGAUGGCAAACUCCUCCACAGCAAGCUGGUGCGGGCCACCCGCGACAAGGUGCCCCUCAUAGACCUCUGCGAUGGCCAGGCUGAGCAGGUGGCCAAGGUGGAGAAGAUGAGGCAGAGCAUCCUGGAGGGGCUGAACCUGAGCCGCCAGCCCAUGAUGCCGCACUCCAUGCCCCCGCCGGCCUUCGUGCCCCCCAUGAUGGCGCCCUUCUACCCCAUGCCCAUGUACGGACGCUCCUUCGGGCCCAUGCCGCCCCCUCAGGCCAGGGGGCGCAGCUUCGCCGGUAUCCAGCAGGUGUCGCAGGGUGGGAAGCUGCAGAUUGCCGGCAUGGUGGUGGGCCAGUGGGCCGGGAGUCGGCCAGCCCGGGGCAGGGGCUCACUCAACCUGCGGGUCAUCUCCGUAGGGGGCCACGGCAGAGGGCCAGUGAAGGAGGCAGCAGCCAUUGCCAAAGGAACUCGAGGGACCAGCACAAAAAACGGAACGGCUCCCGCUGUUGACAGCCAGCCCCCCGUUGCCCCGGCAACCAGCGAGGCCCCCCGGCCCUUCGCCCAGCAGAGCCCGGUGCCUGAGCCGGAAGAGGUGCCGGAGAAGGAAGCGGAGGACAAUGCUGUGGUGGCGGUGGAGGAGGAGGAGGAGGAGGAGGAGGAGGGCAGCGGUGGCUGCUGCUGCUGCUGCUGCUGCUGCUGCUGAGACGGAGACGGAGACGGAGAGGGAAGCGCCGUGCCCCCUCGACGCCCCCGGCCGGCUGAACGGCGGCUCGCAGCGCGGCGGGGAGGACGGGGAAAGCGCCGCGCUCCCGACAAGUGCCUUAAAGACUGACAGUGACCUUUGCAAUAGUAUUUCUCAGUUCAAUGCACUAAACGUCAGCGGCGACGACAACGACUGCCGCUGGGAGCAGCGAGCCGCCACCCGCCAGCCUUGCGGCAGAA
Leucoraja erinaceus (little skate) is the source of this 3944-nucleotide messenger RNA. RefSeq names its product family with sequence similarity 120C (gene fam120c). The record is from RefSeq and is a predicted model, not a curated record. Gene Ontology annotation, cellular component: nucleus. The transcript is spliced from 18 exons. The coding region runs from base 397 to 3705 and encodes 1102 amino acids. Lineage: Eukaryota; Metazoa; Chordata; Chondrichthyes; Rajiformes; Rajidae.